UGGCACAUAUGUGGAUGGUACUCUGCCCUAUUCUGAUUUCAGUGCUUUAUGCCUCAGCUGAAAACUGUCUUACUGCCAUCAUUGGGGAGACUGUGCUACUUCCCUGCUCUCUGAACACUGAAGAGUCCUUAAAGACAGAGGACUCUGCAGUUGAAUGGACAACAUCUCAAGGUGACAUUGUUCAUACAUUUAUGAAUGGAGGAGAUUACCUGAAAAACCAGGACCCCCAGUUCAAAGGCAGAACAGAGCUCUUCAGAUCUGAACUCUCACAUGGUAACUUCUCACUGAGGCUGUCAAAUGUGUCAGUCACUGAUGAAGGGGAGUUUGUGUGUAAGUACAGCAAAAACAACAAAGGGAACACAAUUCAGUCUGAGCAGUGCCUUCAAAUUGCAGGUCAUUACUCUGUCCCAGUUGUCCAUAGGCCAGCAGUGGCGAUAUUUAAAGACAGUGAGGUUGAUUUCACCUGCAUAUCUGCUGGGGGAUUUCCUGAGCCAAAGGUCCACUGGUCUGUGAAUAAGAAGCCGCUUCAGGACUCAAGCCGAGUGAAUACAAGAAUGAGCAGAGACAGCAGAGGGCUUUACAACUUGACCAGUGUCCUGACACUGAAGGUGACAGAAGACGUGUCUGUGACCUGCACUAUUGACAAUGAGAGGCUGAGAGAGAAGAAGACAUCAGCUGAGAUUCAGAAUCUGAUUACAACUGAGAAAGAGCAAAAGCAAGAACAUGGAGGAGCCUGGGCAAUAGGAGGGUUAGUGGUAGUGAUGGUGCUACUGCCUGCUUUGAUAGCUGUGAUUAUGUGGAAUUAGAAGAUGAUAAUAAGGAGGAUGAGGAGAUCAGGAAAGAAAGUUAUGAAGAAAAUGCGGACAAUUAGCCACCAUUUUCCUGUUUUGCAGAUGUGCAUGCGAAAUCUGGACAUUAAGUACCGUUAACAUGACCUAAUGGCAAAAGUCAAGCAUUAAAAUAAAUGGGGGUGAAUAAUAUUGAAAUAAUUAUUUUAUAAAUUUGAUACAGAACAUCACUAAGAUCUUUACCCUUCCUCAAUGCGAUGUUUAAUGUUUUUCAUUUCACAGUACACUUAAAUCCACAAACCUCACAGUCCAUUUUUCCUCCAGUUAUAUAAUGUUAUGCUAAACCUUCGGUGCCUUCUGUGAUUCUGGGGAAUGUGAACUCAAUCUCAAAUAAGAUCGACGAACUGGCUGCGCUGGUGAAAAAUGUCAGAAACUAAAGAGAAUGCAGUUUGUUGUGUUUUUGCGAAACGUGGCUAACUAACACCAUCCCAGAUGCUAAUGUGGAACUACCCGGGUUUAGCACAGUUAGAGCGGACAGAGAUGCGAGUACCUGUGGGAAGCACAAAGGAGGAGGACUCGCUCUCUAUGUUAAUACACGGUGGUGUAACUCUGGACAUGUUAACGUCAAAAUCUCCACUUGCUGCAGGGACAUCGAACUGUUGGCCGUAAGUUUAUGUCCCUAUUACUUGCCCAGAGAGUUUGGACACGUCAUUGUUGAGGACUAUUUCAUUUAUGUUAGGUUGAAUGCCCAGAGGGGACUGGCCGGUCUCGUGGCCUGGAACCCCUACAGAUUUUAUUUUUUUCUCCAGCCUUCUGGAGUUUUUUUUUUUGUUUUUUCUGUCCACCCUGGCCAUCGGACCUUACUCCUUUUCUAUGUUAACUAAUGUUGUCUUAUUUUAAUUUUGUAUUUUGUCUUUUGUUUUUCUUUUCUUCAUUAUGUAAAGCACUUUGAGCUACUUUUUGUAUGAAAAUGUGCUAUAUAAAUAAAUGUUGUUAUUGUUGUUAUUGUAUACAUUCCUCCUUGGGCGGAUGUGGAGUCAG
This is a messenger RNA of Erpetoichthys calabaricus (reedfish), 1829 nucleotides long. Its product is annotated as ICOS ligand-like. The transcript has 5 exons. The coding region runs from base 9 to 806 and encodes 265 amino acids. Gene Ontology annotation, biological process: cell surface receptor signaling pathway; T cell costimulation; immune response. The record is from RefSeq and is a predicted model, not a curated record. Gene Ontology annotation, cellular component: external side of plasma membrane. Lineage: Eukaryota; Metazoa; Chordata; Cladistia; Polypteriformes; Polypteridae.